AAACCGGAAGUUAAUAGUUUACAUCCUUGAAAACUAGACACAAGGGAUGUAAUGUGUGUUUAACCGAAACUAAUUUUAUCAUGAAUUGUAAAAAGAUUUUAAACGACGCUGUUUUAAGUGUUAAAAGCAUUUCGUUUGUUAAUCAGAAGGAUUAGAUCAAAUAUAUAAACGCGAAAACACUACAACGUUGAACUGAAGAAAGAGGCGAAUAAGUCGACGUCAAAAGCGCCAAACGUUACGCGACAUGCAAUGACGUCAUUUCUUACGGCGGUUGUAAUUUCAAAAUGGCGACCAACUAUGACGACAGGUCCUAAAAAGUAUAAAUAUUGAUCUUUUUAUGAUGAAAAGGGAACUUACUGACGAAACAAAUAUAAGGAUCUGUGGUAAAUUAACAAAAAUGAAAUAAAAUGGCAUAUUUAUCGGUUCCAACACGACAUGGCAGUUUAUUUCAAAAUGACAAGACCGCUGCAAAAGUUUUCGAAAGGAAGCGUGCACAGAAAACUGACGAAUAUUUCAAUAGAAACACCCGUAAAAGCUUUUCCGAUGACGGAGAUAAAGUAACAGUUAAUGUUGGAGGUAAAAAAUUCCUAACUCGAAAAUCGACGUUAAGAAAUGUACCAGGUACAACGCUGGCAACUUUAGAUGAAACGAGUGAACAUUAUGAUGUACUUGCAAAAGAAUAUUACUUCGACAGAAAUCCUUUUUUAUUUACAUAUAUUUUGGACUACUAUCGCACCGGAAAUAUGCACCUUCCGAGGAAUGUAUGCGCGUCAUCUAUUAGAGAAGAAAUUAAAUUUUGGGAUCUUGGUGACGGCUGUAUUUCUGAAUGUUGUCGGAAGUUUUAUUUCGACGAGUUGGAUGAUUAUACAACGUAUGAACUGAUUAAAGACGAGUUUUAUAGUUUACCAACUUACACUGGCGCGUCCUCAGAUUGCAGUUUAACUAUUGAAAGUAGACUUCAAGAAUUCAGAAGAAGGGCAUGGGUAUUCAUUGAUAACCACGAGUCUUCAAUCCCUGCAAAGAUAUUUGCAGUAAUCUACUACGGUCUUAUUAUCCUGACAAUACUUAACCUUUUCAUCUCGACGGUUCCGUCAUUGCGGCAGCCAUUACAGAAGCACGUGCUCAUCCGGUCAGCAGACGACAUUGUACCGGAAUUCGAAUAUUUAAACAGCAUCAAUGGAACAAUGAAAACCCUUCUUUCAACCGACCCGCCAGACGGUCUUGUUAUAUUGGAUGUAAUUUGUCUCAUAUUUUUCACAAGUGAAUUCCUGUUCCGGCUUUUUGUAACGCCUUCAUUGCGGCAAAGUUUCAAAAGUUGGUAUACUUUGCUGGAUAUUCUUUAUCUAGUGCCUGCAUGGACUAGAUUAAUAAUCGACGUUUCUAAGCCAUUUUUCUGGCAGCAGGGGUCCAAGAAUACGACAUUCUUGAUAAUACUUGACGCCAUGGUGGUACUGAGAGUGUUUCGAAUAUUCAGACUCUUCCGCCAUUACCGCGGACUGCGGGUCCUACUUUUGGCAGUUAAAGCGAGCGUUAGCGAACUUAUGUUACUGGUAGUGUUUGUCCUCUUUUCUCUGACCAUUUAUGCGAGCCUUGUAUUUUGUGCGGAACAAUACAACACGGAUCAAGAAAGCGGAAGUGACACAUUUUAUAGCAUCUUCUACGGACUUUGGUGGGCUUUGAUAACUUUGACAACAGUCGGAUAUGGUGAUAUCUAUCCGGUGACAACAAUAGGGCGAAUAAUCGCCUGCUUAUGUGCAAUAACUGGACUACUGAUAAUCGGUAUGGUCGUACCGAUUAUCGCUGGCAAUUUUCAUCUUUACUACGGAUUUCGUCAUGCCGGAUGUGAAGAUUUUGAACUAUUUAAGCCAGACUUUGUACCCACAGAGAGCGAGAAUCCUUUACCGGAUAUUGAAUUUGAAAAUUAUGUUCCAAGAGACCGACGUCUAUCAUGGGUUCCUGGUAGUGUGGAACAAGUUGAGGGUGUUUUCAGGUCCAUGAGUCAAAAAAGCUUUAAGGAAGUCAAUGGGGCGAUUCCAUUACAAGAUAUAAGAACUUCCAGGACAAAAGCCAGAUUUCCGUCUAAAAAGAACAAUACUGUAGUUUCUCCAGAUGUACCGGAAGUAGAAUUGAGGAACGCCAGUCCAAAAUGAGGCUCAUCACAGGGAAACUGGCUAAAACAAACGAUAUCUGACCAGGAGAAAGAGGCCAUCUUUAGCGAUCUAUAUACCUGACUAGCAACCGGAAGUGUGUUGAAGUAUGUCCGCUUCAGAUUGAAAAUGCCAAACGGAAGUUAUAAAUUAUUUUGAAACAUUAAACAGUGACUAACGAUUUGUUCAACUGUUACAUACAUGACUGUAUUGUGCUGUAUUUCCACAAGAUUACUGUGCAGAUUCAAUGUAAUUUUGAAUGUUGCUGCAUUUGUUAUACGUACAACACGUGCAAGUGUUUUUCUUUUCUAUUGUACAUGUACUGUAGCACUGUAAUUUUGAUAAUGUAUAAAAAUAUGUUUACAUAGAAAUAUAUGCCUAUAGUACAUAACCA
Ruditapes philippinarum (Manila clam) is the source of this 2541-nucleotide messenger RNA. Its product is annotated as potassium voltage-gated channel protein Shaw-like. Bases 408 to 2150 code for a protein of 580 amino acids. Gene Ontology annotation, cellular component: membrane; voltage-gated potassium channel complex. Gene Ontology annotation, biological process: potassium ion transmembrane transport; protein homooligomerization. NCBI's taxonomy places the organism in Eukaryota, Metazoa, Mollusca, Bivalvia, Venerida, Veneridae. The record is from RefSeq and is a predicted model, not a curated record. The transcript is spliced from 2 exons. Gene Ontology annotation, molecular function: protein binding; voltage-gated potassium channel activity.